Necator americanus (New World hookworm) is the source of this 279-nucleotide messenger RNA. RefSeq lists its product as uncharacterized. NCBI's taxonomy places the organism in Eukaryota, Metazoa, Nematoda, Chromadorea, Rhabditida, Ancylostomatidae. Bases 1 to 279 code for a protein of 92 amino acids. The record is from RefSeq and is a predicted model, not a curated record. The transcript is spliced from 3 exons.
AUGCGUCUGCGCUCGAACCUCCGCGAUAAAGUCAACGGCCCUACAUUUAUUGCUAGGACCUUAAUUUCGUUUGCAUCAAGUACUCGAGAAAACUUAAAAUUUGAAUUAACUGGUGGACGAAGUCUCCUCUCGAGUGAGCCGGUUCGCUACAUCACGAAAAUCCCGAAUGAGAUAAUGCUGACAGUCGAAAAUGUGGAUGAAGAAGCUGACUACGAAUUGCUUCAACAAAAAGUGGAAUUGGAAGGAAGAAAACCGCUUCGUGAAAGAUAUUUCGGGUAA